Pleuronectes platessa (European plaice) is the source of this 1975-nucleotide messenger RNA. RefSeq names its product sirtuin 6 (gene sirt6). The record is from RefSeq and is a predicted model, not a curated record. NCBI's taxonomy places the organism in Eukaryota, Metazoa, Chordata, Actinopteri, Pleuronectiformes, Pleuronectidae. Gene Ontology annotation, molecular function: NAD+ binding. The coding region runs from base 86 to 1141 and encodes 351 amino acids. The transcript is spliced from 8 exons.
UAAACAGCGCCGCUAGCAUCCCACUGUGUAGAAAACAUACAGGAAGAGAUUUGUAAACCAAAACAAAACGGACCAAAACGCAGUCAUGUCUGUGAAUUACGCCGCGGGCCUCUCUCCGUAUGCGGACAAAGGUGUCUGCGGACUCCCUGAGACGUUCGACAGUGCUGAAGAGGCGAAGGUGAAGGUGGAGACUCUCGCCCAGUUGAUUAAAGAGUCUAAGUUCUUGGUCGUCCACUCUGGAGCAGGAAUCAGCACCUCAGCAGGAAUACCCGACUUCAGGGGUCCAAAGGGAGUGUGGACGUUAGAGGAAAAGGGGGAGUCACCUCGCUUUGACAUCACAUUUGAAGACGCCCGGCCCAGCUUGACUCACAUGGCGCUCCUGGGCCUGCAGAGGGCCGGAUACCUCAAGUAUCUCAUCAGCCAGAAUGUGGAUGGCCUGCACGUCCGCUCAGGCUUCCCCAGGGAUUUGUUAUCAGAGCUUCAUGGAAACAUGUUUGUGGAGGAUUGUGAGAAGUGCGGCCGGCAGUAUGUCAGAGAGAAGGUGAUCGGUGUGAUGGGCCUGAAGCCGACAGGACGUUACUGUGAUGUGGUGCGCUCCAGAGGACUCAGAGCCUGCAGAGGGAAGCUAAUCAGCACCAUACUGGACUGGGAGGAUGCUCUUCCUGACGUAGACCUGAACAAAGCAGAAAAUGCCAGCAGACGAGCAGACCUGGCACUGACCCUCGGCACGUCCCUGCAGAUCAAACCCAGUGGAGACCUUCCGCUCCUAACCAAACGCAAAGGAGGGAAAAUGGUCAUUGUCAACCUGCAGCCUACGAAGCAUGACAAGCAUGCGCACAUUCGUAUCAACGGUUACGUGGAUGAGGUCAUGAAACAGGUGAUGGAGCUGCUGGGAUUGGACAUCCCAAAGUGGGAAGGGCCGACCGUCUGCGAAAGCUCCACAGGCGCCUCAGAGGCCGCCCAAGAUGUCAAACCACCGCGAGCUCUUCCUGCAAAAGGGAGGGGGAAAAAGAACCUUGUUAAGGAUGAAAGGAAGAGAGAAGCAGCACAGCUAACAGACAAUGGGAGCGUGAAGGAGGAGAUGCCUUCAGUAAAGAGAGAGAGAGAAGAAUCCCCAGUGGUGAAAAAUGAAGAGAAAUAGCCUCAGGUAUUUUUUUUCUUUCAACUGCGUCUCAACACAAACCCAUGGAGAAACAGAGUUUACAUGUGAGGCUGCUCGGUUUCAUCAGUUUCACAGAUGAUGGAGGUUCUACUCAUCUAACCCCCCUCGUGGAUUUGUCAAUCCUAGAUUUUGUACACAUACCGUCACAGUCAUAAUGAACAGCAAAGAGAAGUCUCUGUAAAAAGAUUCUACAUGAGAAUAUGUAGAAUGUGGAAGGCGAAGGACAAGAUUUGGGGUCUGGAAGCCUUCUGGUUUCCGGAUUUUAGUUUGACCAAUCAUGUUGGAGCAGGCUUUGGCUGCACACAGGUAAACAGUCCGUGUGGAGAACAAAAGAGGUGAAACACAUUGACCACAUUGAAAACUGUUCAUAGAGAUUACCCAAAAUGUCGCCUGGACCCAAAACAUCUACAAAAAGUAGAAUCUGAAGAAUCGUUUGACUCGUGUGAUAAAAGAAGAACAGAAGACGGAGUCUAGGCCUGGAUUGUCCACUGUCUACACCAGAAGGCCCCGAAACACUGGCCGUACCUCCUGCUACUUUAAGAACACGAAGGAUGUACCUUUACUUAGGACAAUGAAAUGAGAACUAGAACACACUGAUAAGUGAAGCUUUUAUUGAGGUAUGUAAAAUACACCCUGUUAAAAGCUUUUCCGAUGGGCUUCUGCUGAUUAGCUGUAAAUGGACCAUAAUCACAUAUUGUGUUUGUUUGUAGGACAGUGUUUUUAUCUCAGGAAAAAGCCUUGUACUUUGUCUGCCAUUUUACAGUUUUUUUACAUAUAUAUAGGUAAUGGCAUUAAAGAUAAUAAUGACCUGUG